AUGCCCAAGGCUUCCCUGUUCCGCCUUCGUGUUGCCACAGGAAUGAGCCCGGGGCGAGGCUGCUCCUCCCCACGAAGUGUUGGAGACGGAGCCAUGGCCACCUCGCAGCGAGAGGCAAACCCUCUCUCCCCUGAUGGGGAUCGCUCUCCUGCCCGCCAUCGCUCUCCCGCGCCCGCCUCCUUUUCACUUCCUUGCCAGGGAGAGGCGCCGGGACGCCGACGGUUCCGCAGAGCAGCCGCCGCGGUCGCCCAUCUCUGCGGACUGCUGCUGAACAGAAAAAGAUAUAUUGAAAGGAGUCAAGCAGUGCAAUGGGCAACAUUUUAUCUGGAGAGGCAGAUGAACUUCAAAAGUGACUACUUGUUCAAUGUCAGUGAUUAUUCUAAAAAACAAUUUCCAAAGAAAGGUUUUGAAAAGCUUAAGCGUCUGUUACAUAUUUGUCCGAACCAAAGAAGGCAGGAAGACAUUCUAAAGAUACAAGCAUGUUUGAAGACAAACAGAGCCUUUCAGUGCUUGCCUAGCGAAACACAACUCCAGCUGUGCCAAGCUUUCAUCUACCAAGAGUAUGAAGCUGGGACAAUCAUUAUCAGUCAAGGACACGUAGCAACGGAAUGCUAUUUAGUGUUGUCUGGAAAACUGAAAAUCGUUAUAGAUGAUGCAACGAUUUUAACCCCUGAAACAUUAUAUGAAAUUGAAGAGGGGAAUUUUAUAGGGGAAACCUGCCUGUUGACUAAUACAAGACGCCCUGCUUCAGUUAUAUGUAAAUCUGAUUCAGAACUUGCUGUGAUUGACAAGGAGGAUUUUAAAUAUAUCCUUGCCAACUUACGAUGUGAGCAACACCGCACAACUUGUCUCUUUUUAAGAAACCUUCCACUGUUUUCUACAUGGCCAUCAGGAAAAAUAGACCACCUUGUCCAUUGCUGUCUAUGGAAAUUUUACAGGGCUGGUACAACUGUUUUAGCUGACACCCUGAACUCUUACUUUCUGGUUAUUGUGAAAUCAGGCCGUUGCACGGAGGCAGCAAAGCUGGAUCCAGAGACAAUUAGCACCCGGGAUGCUCCACUGAGAAUGACACAUAGAUAUACAUCUGAAAAACAAAGGCCACAGGUAGCUUCAUUAGCUCCCCGUUUCCUAAAGAUUAGGAAUCUUGAACAAAGUGAUAUUUUUGGAUUGACCGAAAUAAUGGACAAAUUCUGUGACCUUCAACUCAGUUUGAUCAGCGAAGGAGCAGAGUGCAUAUUAAUUCCCAAAAGACUUUUUCUUGAGGAAGCACCCCUUAAAUCCAGGCAGAUAGCUCUAGAGAUGGCGAACAGCUGCCCCACAAAGAGUACGAUCCAGGAGAGCUACAUUAUACAUCAACUAUGGAGCACCUACAAGUUGCAACUUGUUAAACAACACCUUGAAAGGCGUGGUAGGCUACCUUCAGCAAAUAUUAGUGGCUAAUUGGCAUGUUUGGUGGACAGCCCUAAGUUUUCUGGAUUGCUAAGAAAAUUUGUUAUUAUAUUUCAGUUCUGCUUAAAUUAAUGAUCAAAGCAUUUUGCACGGCGUCUGAAUAAAAACACAUAAAACCUAAUAAAAAUCAGCAUUUAGACAAAAUGUCACAGCUAUAACUAACAGAUUUGCCAACACUCUAUCCCCAGUACAAUGGCCUGAAUAUGGCACAGGUCUGCUGAUUAUGAAAGACAACAGAGCCUAGCCUGGGGAUUCUUGCUUCUCUUAGCAUAGCUUUACCAGUUUAGAGACAACGAUUGGUUGAUGCAGGAUCACAAGUGUAUAUUUACAGUACAAAUGUUGCUUUUAUAUUGAUUUAACUGCCAUGGCACCCCUGAAAGAAUCCUGUAGCUAUACCUUGGUCAGGGUUUUGAGAAUACAUUUUGGUGGUAAUUUCUUCAUUAUGCAUAAUAGGGAAGCGGGUGGCGCUAUGGUCUAAAAACCACCGAGUCUCUUGGGCUUGCCAGUCAGAAGGUGGUGAGCUCCCGUUGCUCUGUCCCAGCUCUUGCCAACCUAGGAGUUUGAAAGCAUAUCAGCGUGAAUAGAGAAAUACGUACUGCUGCAGCGGGAAGGUAAACAGUGUUUCU
Zootoca vivipara (common lizard) is the source of this 2075-nucleotide messenger RNA. RefSeq lists its product as uncharacterized. Lineage: Eukaryota; Metazoa; Chordata; Lepidosauria; Squamata; Lacertidae. The record is from RefSeq and is a predicted model, not a curated record.